This is a messenger RNA of Ostrinia furnacalis (Asian corn borer), 4180 nucleotides long. RefSeq lists its product as uncharacterized. Bases 477 to 4010 code for a protein of 1177 amino acids. Gene Ontology annotation, biological process: microtubule cytoskeleton organization. The transcript has 10 exons. The record is from RefSeq and is a predicted model, not a curated record. Gene Ontology annotation, cellular component: cilium; cytoplasmic microtubule. Gene Ontology annotation, molecular function: microtubule binding. NCBI's taxonomy places the organism in Eukaryota, Metazoa, Arthropoda, Insecta, Lepidoptera, Crambidae.
CAUUCUCUACCAGUCAAGCACAGGUCAAGUAGAUAAAAUAGGUGGUGGUGCAAAAAAGGUAGGUAAAAAAAGAAUAAUAAAAAUUUAAUGAAAAUAACAGAAAAACUUUUUUGUAAGGUGUGUAACUCAGCAUGUCGGUCGUUCGCUGCACAUAAUAAUGCGGGCAAUUUGCCACAACAUAAAAAAUAACUAAAAGCCAGUAAAUGAUAAUAACUAGUUGUAAAGUAAUACUUAUGUUGCAGUUACCAUGCACUUACGCUUUGGCAUGCGCGUUUAAUGCGAGCUACCCGUAAAGGGUGUCGGUGGAACGGCCACAGGCGUAUAGCACGUGGUGAGUCGUCGGCCGCUGUUAUACCUAUACUUUUCCAUCGAUUGGUCAGGGGCGGCGUGGCUUACCGUCCGAUCAUUAACCCAGUUGUGUGGCGCCCGCCGCGCGGCAGGGCACGCGAGCCGGCGUCGCGCCUCAUUCCCACGCCAUGCAAGUGCCCGAACCGCCGCCGCCGCCCCUCGCUCCUCUCUGGGACCGCGUCCUCCGAGCCCGGGCUCUGCCACCGGACCUGGACGUCGAACUCCUCUACGUCGCCAUCCGGGACAGACUCACGCAUCCCGAGUGGGAGGUUCGCCUCAACGCUCUCCGGGUUCUCGCCGAUCUCCUCCCCCUAUCAGGGAAUGCACUGGCCUUCCCAUUCGAUCAAGUCGUUGACAACUUGGGUCAUAAUUCCCCGAACGUUCGUAAAGCGGCACUCGACGCACUCAAAGUUUUUUGCACCCACUGCGAGGACUCCGAGUGUGCAGCUCGCGCCAUUCUGGACAAGUGCUCAUAUCACAACAUAAGGCCUCACUCAGCCAACAUAGAUACAAAAGUGAACGUUAUAACUGGACUCAUUCUAUCAAUACCUUCAGUCAUGACUAUUUUGAAGAGAAGAAACCCGGCGUUAGAUACUUUCCCAAUUUUCCAAGUUUUAGGAGAUAAACUUUUCGAUCCGGUGCAUAGAGAUGUUGCACAACGCUCCUUGCUAAAGCUUCGUAAAAUUUGUGGUCAUCGAGAUUACAUGGUUUCACUGUCCAGAUUGGAUCUAAAAGUACAAGAUAAAUUCAGACAGUUGUGUGAACUGUACGAUGAAGAUUCAAUGGACGUUUACUAUGCGCCGAGAAAAUCAGUUUACAGAGACAACAACCAAACAUUAGUCAAGAUAAACCACGUAUUCAGUAGCCCAAUCACAACUCCAAUAAGAGUAUCCACGGAUUCGUCGUCAGAAGAUUCCUACGCCCAUAUUCCAUUCCCCAAUAAUAAUUAUGCUAAAGUGAUAAUUGAAACCGAAAUCAAAUUCGAUUCAGACACGGCGAUUACCAUGACGGUUUUAGAAGAAAACGAUACCGAAUCUGACCGGAAUUCGGUAACUAAUACGGGAAGUGAAGAGGAUUGUGAUAGCUCGGAUAGAAAUAUGUUGAAGUUUAGUGAUGCAGAUUCUGAGGACACGGACGUUGUUGUAAAAAAAGUGCGUUUUGGCGGUGAAAGUGUGAAAAUUCGGACGCCCGAUAGUGAAAAUUUAAUUUCUAGUGAAGACGAUAAUAACCACAAUAAAUUAAUACCUAAGAGAGACAAUAUUAAUGGGCUCUCUCAUGCAAAUGGCACACCCAUGAUUAUGAGUAAAAUUAAUGAGAUAAAACGUGAAGCAUUAGAUAGAGAUAAUAAUAUUAAAUAUCCUAAGAAAAGUGGUAUUCCAUUACCAGUCAUUCAUAAUAAGUCACAGAACCAGAACUUGUCCAAGUACAAUAAAGUGAAAUUAAAAUCGAAAUCAUUGAGUGAACUUUAUGAUUAUUUUCGUACGAAAAAUGAUGGUGCUGAGCGCAAGAAGGAUAGAUCGGGGUUUGCGUUAACGCUGUCUGAGGUCCGUUCUCCGGAUAAGGUCCCGAGUCCAGUGGAGCCUCACAGGGAGGUGGAAGUCAUGCACAAUCUCCAGAGGAGUCCGGUGGUCUCCCCACGGCGUCAUCAGACGCGGGUACAUUUGGAACGUGAUGGAUUCGUGCUGAAUCUAUUGGCGACGUCUUCCAACGAUUCGGAGUUGCUGUCUCCGCGAGCGCCGUCUCCGCUGCGCGCGCGUUACGAUUGGGAAGAGCUUGGUGUGGUGCCGCGACACGUGGCCGACCAGCUGCAUAAUACGGAUAACUGGAUAUCUGCAGUGAAAGCAGCCGACCAACUACAUAGCGCGCUGCUUGAGCCAGUCAAUGUGGCUAAGGUGGAGCCAGCCGCAACCUCUCUGGUACAGCACAUGUGGGCACUUAGCGAAGCGGUAUCAGCAGCGCGAGCGCCAGCAGAGGGCGCCGUUUGCGCGCUAAUUCGGGGAGCCAGUAACGACUGCGCGAGGCAGUUGCUACCUGCCCUUGUGUCCAGGAUGGCACAGGAACCGCUACCAACCGCCUUGCCCCACGCUCUACUGCAGCGGUUGGCACUACAUCACCUCGUGGACUUGAUCUUUGACCCAGCUAUGCUCAAGGUGUCGGGAGACUCGGAACGAGUGCAGAGCGCACAGCUUCGCGCUACGCUGUGCCUAGCGCGGGCGGCGGGCCCGGCGGCCGUGCUGUCUGCAGUGCGCAGACGGCUGGCCGGCACUGCGAGGGCCGAUGUGUUCUGCAGCAAGCUACGAGAAAGGCUGAGCAGGCCAGUGGAGAACAUCAAACCAACUCACAUAGCCAGGAGCUCUCAACUCCCGGUACCAGUUAGAAGGCGAGCGCGAUCUACGCCACCACCGGCUGCGCCCGCGCCGCCGCGGCGGCUUAGGCCGCUGCCAGAUUCCGCCCCAUUACCUGGUGUCCUACCAUCGGGAAGGGAGUACAUCAUGAAGGCGCUGUCUCCGAUACCUCUUAGUGACAGAGACUCCAGUGCGCUCACCAGCUUCGAAGGGACGGCGGUCGAAAAGACAUCCCUGUCUCAACUGGAUAAGGAUUCCGCCGAGGGCGUCAUCAUCGGUGACACCACCCAGAUCUGUACGUCCGAAGGUGACGUGAAUGACGCGCCGCCCACACCCAAGUCGCCAUCAAUCAAAGUCGAAGAUUACUCUGAAAAGUCGAUCGGUUCUCUUUAUAGCAAUAAAGAGACGCGGUUCGAACACACUCCGGCGAUAAGCAACGCUUCGAGCGUAGAGGAACUAGGAUCUCACCAUUCUAUAGCUUCAGAGGUCCACGAACGGAUAGAAUCACGAUCAUCUAGUCGAAAAUCUGUAACCGCAAAAAGCAGAAGUGCAUCGCAAAGCCCCGCAAAGAGCAGAAAUCCAUCGCCAGAUCCGAUCAGCAACGCGUACGAAGCGGCGCCCUCGCCGCUCGAGCGUGACGUGCGGAACGCGCUCGCGGAAUGCGUGGUCCCGGCGCGGCACGAGGACUGGGAAGUCAUAGUGAACGGGCUGCUCCGGACCGAGCGGCUGGCGGCGGACCCGACGGCCCGGGCCCCGGCCACGAGCUGGCGGGCGGUCGCGCGCUCGGCGGCGGCGCACGUGCGCUCGCUGCGGUCUAGAGUGGCGCGCACCGCGUGCUCGACCCUGGGGGCGCUGUUCGAGCACCGCGGCCGGACGCUGGACACGGAGCUGGAGGAGGCGGCGACGGCGCUGCUGGAGCGGUGCGCCGACGUGAACCGGUUCCUGCGCGCGGACGCGGCGGCGGCGCUGGUGCGGCUGGCGCACGGCAGCAACGGCGCGCGCGCGGCGGUGGCGCUGGCGCGGCGCGGUGCGGGGCACCGCGCGGGCCCGGUGCGCGCGGCGGCGGCGGCGGCGCUGGCGCGGCUGGUGCGGCAGCACGGCGCGCACGGCACGCUGGACAUGCCGCCGGAGCCGCGCACGGUGCUGCUGCGCGCGGCGGGCGAGCUGCUGGGCGACGCCAGCGCCGAGGCGCGCGCGCACGCCCGCCAGCUGUGCCUCGCGCUGUCCGAGGACAUUCGGUUCCGCCAGAUGCUGAAGGACGCGAUGCAGCCGACGCGGUACUGCGCCAUUGAAAAGUUCAUCAAAAAACUGCGAUGACACUGAUUUUGUAUGAAAACAUUUUCAAUUGUAUGUGCUGCAGUAACUAACUAUAAGAUAAAAGUGUGAAACGAUCUCCGUCCCGUUACUUUGUGAUAUUAAGUUUCUUUUAGUAUGAAAUUAUUUGUACAAAAAGUGUAUUUAUCGUAGAAAUCAACAAACAUUCUCCC